This is a messenger RNA of Euleptes europaea (tarantolino), 540 nucleotides long. RefSeq names its product ring finger protein 24 (gene RNF24). The transcript has 6 exons. The record is from RefSeq and is a predicted model, not a curated record. Bases 91 to 540 code for a protein of 149 amino acids. Gene Ontology annotation, cellular component: endomembrane system. Gene Ontology annotation, molecular function: zinc ion binding; ubiquitin protein ligase activity. NCBI's taxonomy places the organism in Eukaryota, Metazoa, Chordata, Lepidosauria, Squamata, Sphaerodactylidae.
GAGCGGCGAUCCGGGCUGUGAGGCGGCCGCCAACGUUCCAAGCUCCCCGGGCUCCUUCCGCCGGCUCAGCAGCAUCCUCUUGGACCAUCCAUGAGCUCAGAUUUCCAGCAUUACAGUUUCAGGAUGCCAAACAUUGGAUUCCAGAACCUGCCUCUCAACAUAUACAUUGUGGUCUUCGGCACAGCAAUAUUCGUCUUCAUCCUUAGCCUGCUCUUCUGCUGCUACCUGAUCAGGCUCCGACAUCAAGCCCACAAAGAGCUCUAUGCCUACAAACAGGUUAUUCUAAAGGAAAAAGUAAAAGAACUUAACUUGCACGAGAUCUGUGCUGUUUGUUUGGAGGAGUUUAAGCCCAAAGAUGAAUUGGGGAUCUGUCCGUGCAAACAUGCCUUCCACAGAAAGUGCCUCAUCAAAUGGCUGGAGGUCCGUAAGGUGUGUCCGCUGUGCAACAUGCCGGUCCUUCAGCUGGCCCAGCUUCACAGCAAGCAGGAUCACCCUGGCCCCCCGCAGGAACCCCUGCCUGGGGCAGCAAACCUGGUAUAG